Messenger RNA from Strigops habroptila (Kakapo), 9006 nucleotides. It is a transcript of the gene ZNF384, whose product is annotated as zinc finger protein 384. NCBI's taxonomy places the organism in Eukaryota, Metazoa, Chordata, Aves, Psittaciformes, Psittacidae. The record is from RefSeq and is a predicted model, not a curated record. Gene Ontology annotation, molecular function: RNA polymerase II cis-regulatory region sequence-specific DNA binding; DNA-binding transcription activator activity, RNA polymerase II-specific. Gene Ontology annotation, cellular component: nucleus. Gene Ontology annotation, biological process: regulation of transcription by RNA polymerase II. The transcript has 10 exons. Bases 983 to 2677 code for a protein of 564 amino acids.
GGUGGGACACAGGUCCAGCCUUGGGGGCCUGAAGCGGCUUGAGCUGCAGCGUGCUGGAGAGGUGCUGGACUGCCCAGAAGGAGCUGAGGUGCAGGGAACAUCCCCUGCCAGGCCCCUGUCCCGGCAGACAGAGGCUUGCUCUGUCUGGGUGAAGGCUGCGCAUAUGUCAGGGAACGACACCAAAGUUGUUCUAGCUUGGGUGUGCGGGUUUGGGGCUCAGGGCUGUGUCCGGCAUGUUUGGGGUACUCCUGAUGUGCAUCCAGAUGUACUUGUUCUAAAGAUGUAGCAGCGCUUGGACUUUCUGGUGCUUCUGAGCUUCGUGGAAGCAUUUUUGCAUUUGAUCUAGCAGCUUGCGUGGCCUUCAGCAUCCUUAGUAUUUUGCAGUGAUUAAGCCUGAAAGCUCCUUGUCAUUGAACAAAGAUCUUGGGCAGACACAAAAUGACAUUGUAAAUCAUUCCCGAGUGUCAUACUCGGGGCCUUUUGUCAGCUGAAAACUCCAUAUCCAACAGAAAAUACAAGCUAGGGAUCUGGAGAAUAAUAAGAAAAAAAGCAUUAAAAGUCAAUCUUUAAAAACCUGCGUGUCCAACCUUGAUUGUGCCUUCCAGAAACACAGCCUCUACCUCACCGUAUACUUGCACGUGCUUUUAUCUCUCUGUUUAUGAUUAAAGCGAUGACCUGCAAAGAAGUAUAAGUCCAGCACGUUAAGUAUGUGAUUCUGUGAAGUAUUCUGAGAGCUAAACUCCAGAUUCCUUGUCCCUUGUGAGUUCUCUGGUUCACUCUGGUUGUUUAUUUGGUGUAUGUACAUUUGUGGUCUGUACAUAGAAGGUGUUUUUGGUUUAUAUCAGGAGGGUACGUUGACAUCUGUCUGAUACUAGACUGGUGAAUAGGAAGAAGGUCCCAUCUCUGGCCUGUUUGUGGAAGCUGGGAUGAUGAAGGCCCUGCAGUGGGAACGUGCGGUGGUACAGGGUUGAAGCUCCAGCCCAUGUCUGGUAGUUAUAGAGCAAUUGGAAGGGUUACGUGCAGAGUUCUGGUAAAGAUGGAAGAAUCUCAUUUCAACUCCUCCCCGUACUUCUGGCCAGCAGUGCCCACCGUCUCGGGACAGAUUGAGAACACCAUGUUUAUUAACAAGAUGAAGGAGCAGCUAUUGCCCACAGAGAAGGGCUGCAGCCUGGCUCCCCCCCACUACCCUGCCUUGCUGACAGUACCCACCUCCGUGGCCCUACCCACUGGUAUCUCCAUGGACUCAGACACCAAGCCGGAGCAGCUGACGCCACACAGCCAAGCCCCUGUGACUCAGAACAUCACCGUGGUACCAGUGCAGUCUGCUGGGCUCAUGACAGCAGGUCCUGGUCUGGUGAUAACUUCCCCAUCAGGUUCCCUAGUGACCACAGCCGCCUCUGCCCAAACCUUUCCCAUCUCAGCUCCCAUGAUUGUCUCUGCGCUACCCCCUGGCUCCCAGGCAGCCCUGCAGGUGGUUCCUGACCUGUCCAAGAAAGGGACAACCACCCUCUCUGAAGGUGGUGGGGGUGGCGGGGGUGGGGGAGUUGCCCCCAAACCGCCUCGGGGCCGGAAGAAGAAACGAUUGCAGGAGUCGGGGCUGCCAGAGAUGAGCGACCCCUUUGUGCUGUCAAACGAGGAUGAUGAGGACCAGCACAAGGAUGGCAAGACAUACAGUAGUUCCGUGAGCAGCGGAACUAAUGAAGCCUGGUUUCCAGCGGCUCUCUCCUGUGUGGAUUCUCUGAUGUCUAAUCAAGGGUGCCGGAUGUGUUCGCUGACCUUCUACUCCAAGUCGGAGAUGCAGAUCCACUCCAAGUCCCAUACGGAGACAAAGCCACACAAGUGUCCUCACUGCUCCAAGAGCUUCGCCAACAGCUCCUACCUGGCCCAGCACAUUCGCAUCCACUCAGGGGCCAAGCCCUACACGUGCAGCUACUGCCAGAAGGCCUUCCGCCAGCUCUCCCACCUGCAGCAGCACACACGGAUCCACUCCAAGCUCCACACGGCGAUUGUCAAGCCGCACAAGUGUCCUCACUGCUCCAAGAGCUUCGCCAACACAUCCUACCUGGCCCAGCACCUCCGCAUCCACUCGGGGGCCAAGCCCUACACCUGCCGCUACUGCCAGAAGGCCUUCCGCCAGCUCUCCCACCUGCAGCAGCACACACGUAUCCACACCGGGGACCGACCCUACAAAUGCGCUCACCCUGGGUGUGAAAAGGCUUUCACCCAGCUUUCCAACCUGCAGUCCCACAGACGGCAGCACAACAAAGACAAACCUUUCAAGUGCCACAACUGCCACCGUGCAUACACGGAUGCUGCCUCGUUGGAGGUACACCUGGCUACGCACACGGUGAAACACGCCAAGGUCUACACCUGCUCCAUCUGCAGCCGGGCCUACACCUCGGAGACGUACCUGAUGAAGCACAUGCGGAAACACAACAUCCCUGACCCACAGCAGCAGGUGGUUCAGGCACAAGCCCAAGCCUCUCAGCAGCAGCAGCACUUCCAGCCGCAGGGCGGGGGGGCAGCAGGGGGCCCUUCUGGAGACACUAACCAACCCAACCCUCCCCCCCAGUGCUCCUUUGACCUGACUCCUUACAAGACUUCAGAGCAUCACAAGGACAUCUGCCUCACUGUCAGCACCAGCGCCAUCCAAGUGGAGCACCUCUCCAGCUCCUAGAGAGACCUCAACCCAGGGAGCAGAAAGCCUCUUGUGCAUAGCCUGCGCCCAGGGGCACCGCUUGUGCAGCGGCCCUCCUCGUGCAACAGUCUCCGGCCUCUCCUCCUGCAACAGCCUUUUCUGGCCGUGUAACCCUGUUCAUGGCACCCCCUUGAACAACAGCCUGUCUCAAGGGGGUGCUCCUUCUGUGCAACAGCCUGCCCGGUAGGAGGAUGCUUCCUUGUGCAAGAGCCCCUUUCCUGUGCUGGGAUCACUUCCUCAUGCAAAAGCCCCUCCUUUCAAACCCAAAGAAAGGCCCCUGUUUUGCCUUCUCUCUCACUGUAGGAUGUGUAUGAAGGGGGGGUGCGUGUUGAGACAUGCAUGGUGGAUGGGAUGGAGAGAGGGUCCUUGUAUGUACAGGGGCUCGGACACAUGUUUUCAGCAGGCCACAGAAGAAUGUGGCAGGGUUCAUAGCUGGAUGGGGUUCUUUGAGGAUUUCCUUGAGUGUCUAAGAGAGAAAUAUCCAUUCCUGUCCCUCCUGCUUGUGAAAGGGAGGAGGGGUUGCUCGUCCUGCCCCAAGGACUGGAUGGGAGAAACCUUCUCCCCAGAGGAAGGUGAGACCAGUGUGGGGGGAGAGGUGAGGCAUGUUCUCUGGGCUGGACCGUGCCUACACUGCCCGAGGGCUGUGGAGUAUUGCACUCUUUCUCCUCCCCUGGUGGAGAGCAAUAGAGAGGAGUCUGUCUGAACUGGCUGCUGCCUCUCUCUCCCAGCUGUCCAAGCAGCAUGGUGGCCAAGGCCCCGUAGGAAUGUGGAUUCCUGCUCAUUGCUCUUCCUGCCCGUUGUGGAUGAUGUCCUAGCAGCUUGUACUCCUCCUCCUCUCCCUCCUGCCUGCUUCCCCACUCCUCCCCUCAGAAAAGCCUGCAGGCAUCAACAACAAACCAAAAAGCAACUGGAGGGAGGGUAAGAGACUGCCAAAAUAAUCAUCACCCUUCUCUCUACUCCCUUUCCUGAAAGGCAGAACAAAAGCAGUUCUGACUCUCAUACCCCUGUCCUGGCCCCAGUUCCCAAAGGGAAGGCGGAGGAGGAGGAAUAGCCCAGUCUUUAAAAGGAGCCAGCAGGAGGCAGGGAAAGGCUAGCUUCUCCUGCUCACCUCCCAGCGGAGCGCUCUCCCAGGCUCCCUCUUGCCAAGACGGGCUGGACUCACAUGGCAGUGGUGGCCUCUUCUGGACCCUGGUCAUGGGACAGAAUCCCCAAAAGGUGGACAGUGGAGAGAAGGGGAUGAAGAUCCCCACAGAGAGACCAAUCUAAUGAGAAGGGGGAGCCAACAAGAAUAAACUGAAGGCCCCUUGAAUUUAUAUAUAUAUAUAUAUAUAUAAAUAUCUAUUCCCCACCCCUGGCCCGCUCUGUCCUUGCUGUAACUGUUUCUAUCUCUGUGUUUAUAAAACGCAUUAUCCUGACGAGUUUUUAUUUUCAAUCUUUGUUUGUUUUUCCCUUUCUCUUCGUCUUCAAUUCUUCUCGCCCCCCCCCCCCCUUUUUUUUUUGAUAUAUAACUGGUCCACAUGACUACUAGUCUUGUGUGUCACUUGUUAGUUCCUUUGGAUCAUGGAGGCUGACUCGGAAGAGAAUGAGAAAGCAAGGGAAAAAAAGCAUGUGUUGUUGGGAUUUAAAAUCAAUCGCCCACCCAAAGCCUAGAGAAUCCCAGAUUUCUGUAUGAACAACCAAUAGGGGCUUUUUUUUUAACCACCUGUAUAGAAAUAAAUCGGUGUAAAAGGCUCCUGGAAGGUGCUGCUGCGAGCACCCUGCCCCUGUGACGUGUGUUCCUUCCCCCUGCACCAGACCCACUGCACGAGCAUCUUGCUGCUGUGUGUCCCGAGCGAGUGGCCUGCCUUUGGGCAGUCUUGCUGUUCACACAAGGAAAGCGAGCAGCUCUGUGCUCUGCACCUCUGGAGCCUGCAGCAGAAACCUUUUUCUCUGCAUUUAGUCACCAGGGUUGCCUGCAAAUGGUUGUUUUGUUAGAUCAAUAGAUUUGGCCAGAAGAAGCUGCCUGAUUUGGCUCCUGCAUUUCACAGGUGACAUUUCAACCUGUUUAUCCUGUAUUGAGUCCCAAGAACUAAUAUAUAUUUGAAGCACGUGUUGACAAAAUGCAUUGGCUUGAUUUUGAGGCACUGAGACACAGAGAAUCCCUUUCAUUGGUAGCCUGAUGCAAGGGCUUUAUGUUCUCACUGUUGAAAUAUUUAAGCCCAAUUUCUCCUUUGGAUCUGUUUGGCUUUGGUUUCCAGUUACUAGUUCUGGAUACAUCCAUCUCGCGGAUUCAGAGAGCCUUAAAGCACAGUGGAGCUUUUUCCCCUGGACUGGUAUUUAAACGCUGUAAUGUCACUUCUCAAUCCAUUUUUUAUACAAGCUAAAUAGACGGAAUUCCUUAAGUCUUCCACUGUAAGGGAUUUCCUCCAGCCCGUGAAUUAUUCUUGUCCUUUCUUUCCACAUCUUGUCAGAUUUUUUCAGCAUCUUGUAAAAACGUCCCUUUCAGAAUGGAGUGUUCAAGCCCCAGUGCCAUGGCCAGGGUCCCCCUGCCCCUUUGCCUUAAGUCCGCAGAGGAUUGCGUUUGCCCUUUUCUCACAGCAUUAUAUGGGAGCUCACAUUAGCUGCUUGUCUGGUGUGAUCCCUGGAUCAUCCAAAGUCUCAGUUUUCUGUGAUAGCGUUUCCCUCUUUCUACAGGUAUGGUCUGAGUUCUUAUUUCUUAGAUACUGAACAUGAGGCUGUUACUGAAGCCCAGUCUGUGUGAAGUCCAUCUGGCUUACUGACGGACCAUGUUACUCGCUGCUCUCUCAGUUUUGUCACCCACAAACUGUAUCAGUUGUUUUUUACUUUCAGAUCCAGGUUGAAAAUGCUGUAUUGCAUCUGACCUACCUUAACUUGAAAAGCAUCAUUCAGUGCAACUUUUUAUUAGCUUCUUUUUGAGACUUGCAGGCUAGGCAUUUCUUAAUCCUCUUAGUAUGUGAUUAUGUACAGUAAAUCUUUCUGACUUAUGGUGCUAGGUCAAUGCCUUACAAAAAUUUAAGUAUGUUGCACCUAUGCAGUCCCCUUUGUUAAACCAAAUGUAUAAUGAUGUCAUCUAAGGAUGAAAUUAGGGUUGGGGAGGGGGGUGUUUCUACAAAACCUGUAUUUCAUAAAACCUUUGGGUCAAAGGUUUUAUUUUUCAUUCACUAAUUCUUCAUCUCAACAGCUUUUCCAUCAUUUUGACAUUGAGUCAUUUCAUUUGCCUUUUGGGAGCACUGUCAUGAAUGUCUGAAGGUAUUUCUUUAAUACCCCAAGUUUAAUUAAAAUCAGAAUCAAUGGGCUAGAGAGCUUGUUAGUGAACUCUUUUAGGAUUCCUGUUUCUUUGCUGGCUUAAAAAUACACAUCCCUAGUAGAUGCUGCCUAAUCUCCUACUUUGAUACUAAGGUACUGGAUAGAAGCUGCUGUUUUCAUGUGACUCUCACAUCCUGUUUCUUUCUGAAUAUGGAAUUGGAAGUAUUUGUUGACCAGAUUUCCCCUGUUAAGUGGUUUUGCUAGCCACAAAGCUCUCCUGAACAGUUUUCUCUAUUCUAAUAAUGGCUCAUUUCUGUCGGGUGCUGUCUUGGCCUUCUCCUUUUCCAUGUAUUAUGUUUCAGGUUUGGUUUGGUUUGGGUUUUUUUUUACAUUGUUCCUUCUUGCCCACAGACUUUCUCACUGAACCCAGGAUGAGCUUUUACCAAAAGUUUUCCUCUUGAUUGUGGAAUUAGGGCUUUUUUGGCCACAUACUUUUUUCUUUUACAGAAGAGUUUUUUUUCUGCCUUAUUUCUUUUUCUCAUGGACAACUCAGUUUACAGUUUUGCUCACCUUGGAAAUCAGCGCAGGUUUAUUACUGGUUGUGACUCUCUUUUACGUGUCCGUAUUCCAUAUGAAGAGGACAAAAUGCCCAGUUUCACUCAAGCUAUUAUGUUGUCUUGUAUGCAUCACCUCGAAGUCUGAAAAAUUGACUUGUUUUGGGUGCAGUGUCUUGUAUUAGGCAACCUACAGUUUUAAAAGUCAGAAAGGUGUUUUUGCCAACUGCUUGAAUUCCAUGGGGGAUGGCUCCCAAGUUAAAAUUCCUUGCAGUAGUUUUUCAUUUUGUAUGUUAAAGGUGCUUGAAAUUGUCUUUCCUGGUCCUUGGUUUGAUCUGUUGUUUUCUGAUGGCUGCUAUCCUUCCCCUUCUUGGAAUCUGCUACCUAGCAUAGGUAUGUAUUUAAGGCUGUUCAAUUCCUGUGUUACCAGUUAUUUCAAAGGUAUUAUUGCUUGUGUUUGUGUAGUUUGCUGCUGCUCCUACAGCUUUUACUUUUGCCCAGGAAGAAACUAAUGAUAUUUUCCCCAACUAAUGAUACUUUCCCCAAGGGACAUUCCCAUUGAGUUUCAGAAAUGCCAGUUUAUUCCAGGCCUCUUUCUUUUUUCUCUCAUCAGUGAGGCUUUCUUAUUUCUCUGUUUACCCAGAGUCCUGUUGCUGGUGUAGAAACAAUUGAAGAUACCUUAUUCUCAUCCUUGUCACUUAUUUCAGUUUGGAUUAAGUCUUCCGCUUUGAAUUUGAAUUCCCAAGGCCGUUCUAACAUAUUCAGAGUGCUUCAGGUGGUUUAAAAAGUAUAGUCUCUACCUGCGGGAUGCAAGAUCUAACAUCUAUAGAAAAUUCUUCCCUGUUGAGAUGAUGCCUCAGGUUCCACAAUCUUCAGCUGCUUGCUUUGUGCACUCAAGCCAAGCACGGUUCAAUUAUUUAACUCCCACUUACAAGAGUGAAAGAUUCUCUAACAAGAUCCUAUGGUCCUUCCUCUUCAGCUCCCUGAAUUCUUUGACCCUGCAUUGUCUCUGUGAUGCCAAUCCAUUUGUUUCUCUGUGUCUGUCCACGAGAAGACUUGACAAUGACUCUGGAGUUCUGUAUUAGGUUGCAUCUUGCAUCUUUGCUGGAAGGUGAUAGCACUUUUUCUUCCUGUCCUUUACUGAAUCCAUUGUCUGUUCUUAGCUGGAUUUUGCAAAUUAUCGUUGCUUUAAAAGGAAACAUCAUGUAGGCUGGAAAUCAUUUAGAAAAGUCACCCACAAACAGUAACUGAGUCUCAGCCGUGACUAAUGAUAGUAUUGCUGGUCUAUAAUUCAGUUAAAUCUUCAAGAAAGAUUUAAGACUUUCAUAAUUUAAAGCUUUAUGGUUAGUCAACCAUGCCCCCUAUUAGAGCAUUUUUGUUGGUUAUCACUGCCAUUGAAACUGUCAUUCUAUUUUACUACUUUUUUUUUCUUUUUAAUCCAUAGAGUCUUGUUAUGCCUUUGUUCAGUACAUUAAAGACUUCUGCUAUAAGAAGUCUUUCUUCUUUUGUAAUGAAUUACAGACCAUGAUCGGGUCGCUGUAUUCAUCUUCCCAAACAGCUUAAUUAAAUUGAGCUGGUUUAGGUGUCUCACAAUAAGGCGUGACUCCAUCAUGGAGUACUUCUCUAUCGCCUUUCUUUUUCCUUUGUGAAUGACCAGGCUGUGUAAUGCUCAGUUACAAGUCUUGCUACAUUAUGCCUAAACGGUUAUCCUGAGCCACCAAGCUUACAUUGCCAUAAAAGGAUAUGUAGUUCUUUGAAUUAGAUCUUUUUUCUCUAAAUUAAAGCAGCAUUAUGUUUCUUUUCUUAGCUGAGUGCAACCUGUAUCAGUUACACUGUGAUUUUGCCAAAUCAGUGUUAGGUUAAAUGACUUACAGCAACCUGGAUGAUCCCAUUUACUUUUCAAAUACUUUUUAAGUAAAAGUAUUUGCUGGUCUUUUGGAACACGUUCAGAGCUCCAAAGUUGUUUGGAAGAGAAAGCCCAUGGCUUCCAUCUGCUUGCCAGAUAAUUCUUUUAAAGUUAUUGAUUGUCAGUUUCUAGCUAUGCAACUUCUUGGAUGUUUUAUUUAAUGAGUAGAACUCAUUAGAUCGGCAAGGUAAUAUUUCGUUACUUCACAGAUUUGUCUACAUCAUCCAACUUUCUUCCCAAUAUAGAAUAUAAUUAUGAGAUUCUGCCUGUCUUAUAUAUUUUUAUUAAUUAUUUUAUCUUUAUAUCAACUAAAGGAUAUAUAUCAUGUUUAGGAUUUUCUUCUAAUACUUCGCAGGUAAUGUACCUGAAAGCUGCCCAAGUUUACUAGUGCAGUUUCAGAACAUAGAAUGAAAUUGCUCUGUACAUUUCCUUAACUACAAGAUAGGUACCUGUUCAAUCGUCAUUUCAGGUACAACAGAUUACAUUUGUGUGCAUGGUUUCUUGUUUCUGUAUAGUAGAACACCAAAGUACUAGAGAGAUGUAGUAACUUGGUCCAACAAACAUUUCAAUUUCAUGUAGUGUCUGUGUAAUGAAAAAAAAAC